This is a messenger RNA of Encephalitozoon intestinalis ATCC 50506, 1194 nucleotides long. RefSeq names its product WD40 domain-containing protein. Bases 1 to 1194 code for a protein of 397 amino acids. Gene Ontology annotation, molecular function: mRNA binding; protein binding. Gene Ontology annotation, cellular component: catalytic step 2 spliceosome. Lineage: Eukaryota; Fungi; Microsporidia; Unikaryonidae. The transcript has a single exon. Gene Ontology annotation, biological process: mRNA splicing, via spliceosome. The record is from RefSeq and is a predicted model, not a curated record.
AUGGAUGGAAGGCAUGAAAUGUCGGAGGAGGAGUACAAGAGACUAAGGAAGUCACAGCCAAAAAAGAAGAAGGUUCCCAGAGAGGACUUUGGAGACCCGUCGGAAAUAGGAGGAUUUAAAGGACCCUGGAGUCGGUUUGUGGGGAUCUGCGAAGACACAAAGACCCCAAGAGACGUCAAGGAAGAAUACUCGUUGAAGAAAAUAGUCAACAAGCAUUGUCUAACUGCAGGAAAGGAAAGAUCGAGGAGCAGCUACUUUUUGUCCAUGAAAGAUCCAAGCCUGGGAAGAGUACCAUCAAAGAAGUUUCUUGUUCCAAAGAGCAACGUCAUGCUAUUCCACGACCACAAGGACAUGGUUUCCUCUGCAAUCCUCUUCCGAAAACAUAAGUUGUUUCUAUCCUCUGGCUUUGAUGGAAAGGCAUAUUUGUACAAUCUGAAGGACAGGGAGCUUGUGACCACAUACAUGGGACACAGCAAGGGGGUAUCUUCGGCAAUAGUAUCUGAGUGUGAGAGUAAAUUCUCAACAGUAUCCUUCGAUGGGUUCUUGAAAGGUUGGGAUGUGGAGACGGGAAGAUGCAACACAAAAGUAGACUUGGACUGCCCACUCACCUGCCAAACAUCAGAGGCAUUAGAUAAAGCCAUCUUUGUGGGAGGAAUAGAUGGAAGAGUCAGAACAGUAGAUAUGAGGAGCCGAGCUGUUUUAGAUGCAAUGAUAGAAGAGAGGAUCUCGGAAAAAGAUGCUUUCAAAACAUUCUCCAUACGGGAUAUCCUUACAAUCAAUGACUCCUCCCUAGUGUUUACAAGGAGAGAGGGCUCUCUGCAUUACCUAGACCUCCGAAAUAAUCAAAUAGUCAAGUCUCUUCGAAACUCUUACUCCUUCGUUGGAUUCAGCCAUGGGAAAAAUGCCAUUAUGGCCACAGGCCAAGAUGAGAUUGUGCUUUUGGAUGCUCAUACUCUGGAGAAAAAGGAAGAAGAGAUUAAGGCUCCCGAAUGUUCUACUCCUGCAAAGGCCUCGGAAGACGGAGGUAUUCUGUGUUAUGGAAGCAGCAAGGGCCUUGUCAGCUUCUUCACUUCAAAGUCUACUGCUUCUUUUGGAUCCGCCGGUGAGAUGAUAACUGCAGUUGACUGGAUAGACGGUAGCUCUUCAAGCUUCAUAUCGGGAGACAUACUAGGGAACGUGAAGAUAUGGGAGUGA